This is a messenger RNA of Phytophthora nicotianae INRA-310, 657 nucleotides long. RefSeq lists its product as hypothetical. Bases 1 to 657 code for a protein of 218 amino acids. The transcript is spliced from 3 exons. The record is from RefSeq and is a predicted model, not a curated record. NCBI's taxonomy places the organism in Eukaryota, Oomycota, Peronosporomycetes, Peronosporales, Peronosporaceae.
AUGGCUCGAGUUGCUGGCGAAGACGUUGCGGACGCCCCAGAAGCAGGACAAGAGGCCACCGAAGCAGGACAAGAGGCCUCGCAAGCGUAUCAAGGUACUGAUGUGUGUUCACCUUUGCUUGGAGGAGGUUCUAGUGCGCAGGAUCAGGUGAACGAAGCCUUAGGAACUGGUGGAGACGACCUGACAACGGGUGGAGGGGCUUCUGGUACGGCAGGUGGUGACGGCAGCGAGAGGGAGGAGACACCUGGUUUCGAAAUGGUGUCCGUGGAGUCUGGAGACAACGAUGAGAGCGGUAAUUCUGUGGAUGUGGACCCGCCAGCUGUGUGGCAUCCGUCCUGGAACGCCUGGCAGCAGUACGUCGUACAGUACUGCGAGAGAACGAGGCAGGUUCUACCUGCUAAGGAGACCAUGUCUCGGGCUGAGCGACUGAAGCGGUUGAAGAAGACCAAGAAAGCAGAUGAUGACUCUAUAUUACUACCUGAAGGGUGCGAUCCCUGCCAACGAGUGUACAUAUGCACUCAUGGCUGGAAGAAGCGGAAAUCACGAAGCGAAGGGACGCGGCCUCGCCAGCACAUUCGCUUGACGGAUUGUCCCUUUCGCUUUGUGGUUCAAUGGAACGUGGCUCGAGGGCAACUACAAUUCACGAUCCGGUUGUAG